AUGAAGUUCACCUCCGCUACUCUCCUCGCCCUUGCCGCCCUUGUCGUUGCCGACAACGCCGUUGUCUCUCAGAUCAACGAUGGCCAGAUCCAGGCUCCUCCCGCUGGUGGUGAGGGUGCCAAGCCCGCCCCUGCUCCUUCUGGAGCUGCCCCCGGUGCCCCCGGUGCUGGUGCUCCCGGCGCUGGUGCUCCCGGCGCUGGUGCCCCUGGCGCUGGCGAGGGUGCUAAGCCCUCUGGCGGUGCCCCCGGUGCCCCCGGCGCUGGUGCUCCCGGUGCUGGUGAGGGUGCUAAGCCUUCUGGCGGUGCCCCCGGUGCUGGCGCUCCUGGUGCUGGCGAGGGUGCUAAGCCCUCUGGUGGUGCCCCUGGUGCCCCCGGCGCUGGUGCUCCCGGUGCUGGUGAGGGUGCUAAGCCCUCUGGUGGUGCCCCCGGUGCCCCCGGCGCUGGUGAGGGUGCCAAGCCCUCCGGCUCUGCUCCCGGUGCUCCUGGCGCUGGUGAGGGUGCCAAGCCCUCCGGCUCUGCUCCCGGUGCUCCUGGCGCUGGUGAGGGUGCCAAGCCCUCUGGCUCUGCUCCCGGUGCUCCUGGUGCUGGUGAGGGUGCCAAGCCCUCUGGCUCUGCUCCCGGUGCUCCUGGAGCUGGUGCAGGUGCUAAGCCCUCCGCUGGAGGUGAGCACCCCGCUGCUGAGGCCACUGGUGUCGUCACUCAGAUCCACGACGGCCAGAUCCAGGCUCCCGAGCAGACCCAGCCCCCCGCUGCCGGCCCUGCCCAGGCUAACGGUGCUGCCACCCUCGGUGCCCAGAUCGUUGCCGGUGUUGUCGCCGCUGCCGGUGUCGCUCUCUUCUAA
This is a messenger RNA of Yarrowia lipolytica CLIB122, 840 nucleotides long. The record is from RefSeq and is a predicted model, not a curated record. Lineage: Eukaryota; Fungi; Ascomycota; Dipodascomycetes; Dipodascales.